Trichobilharzia szidati is the source of this 1780-nucleotide messenger RNA. Lineage: Eukaryota; Metazoa; Platyhelminthes; Trematoda; Strigeidida; Schistosomatidae. The record is from the annotation of a GenBank genome assembly.
AUGAUAACGGAUUGGCGCUAAUAACGAUGUCAACAACUGCAACAGAGGAACAAUUUUCUAACGAAAGUGAUUUCGUUCUGAAACCAAAUAAAUAUGCAUUCCUCAAUGCUAAGUGCUUGCUUCAAAGGUGUACUGAUAAUGACUACAACAUCUAUGAUCAUCUUGUUAGUAUACUACGUACAGUUUUAAGAGGCGGUAGUGAUGAUUCGCUGACUGAACUGGAAAAUUUAAGCCGUAAAUUGAAAAAGUACAAAUGUUCUGCGAGCACGCGAUUGAUGAGAAAUGUUGAAGAGAAAUCUGCUGAAUUAGAUUUGGCAGUGCUUCGCAGACCAUAUUUUUCGUACAAUCCUAAAGAAAACUUCAGACUUCAAAAUUUUCCUGAUUUACCCAAACUGUUCUUUGCAUUAGAACAAGCUGGAAUAGGUUUUCCACAGGAAGAAGUCAUCAACCUCUCGUUGUCUGUACGUAACUUUUUAAAAAGUGUACCCUCCAACAGUGUCAGAUUUUGGGGAAAGUAUUUGGGAACUUGUAAAUGUUACUACAUAUUGGAGGUGGAAGAAUUGCAGCCAGCUGUCAAGCCUCCUGAUUCGUUUAAAGUUCAGACCAACUUGAUGGAAAGUGAGAGCACUGCAAGGUCAGAUGUUGCACUUAGUGAAAGGCUUGCGGUACUGGAUUUGGAUCCCCUUCCAAAAUCUGAAUGGAAAUCACAGCCAUCUAUACCACCUGAAGAAAGUGGAAAGGGAACCAAUAGAAAAGCAUAUUACGUAUGUAAUAUUCUUGGGGAGAAGUGGAUCAGACUACCGGAUGUCACUCCAGAACAGAUUGUUACCAGUCGUAUGAUAAAAUACUUUUGCACUGGAAACUUGGAGGCUGAAAUUAAUUCAUACCCAACAUUUCCAGGAACCGAGAAGAACUUUCUCAGAGCACAAAUAGCACGCAUAUCUGGAUCAACGAUAAUCUCCCCAAUAAACUAUUACCAGUUCAAUGAAGACGAAGAAGAGGAAAUGGAGGAAGAUGCUUCACGUGAGAAUUUCGUCGAAAACUCUGAAUACGAACCUAUGACUAUUUAUGAUUUAACUGAUCCUAGUCUAUCCAACUGGGUCCACCAUACUGCCUACAUAUUACCCCAAGGUCGGACAGUGUGGUGGAAUACAGCAACCAAAUCGAAUGAUGAUUUAGAUGAUGAAUUGUCUGAAGAAGAAGAAGAGGAACCUGAUGAACCAGAACCGGAAACAGGACCUCCAUUAUUGACUCCAUUAUCGGAAGAUGCAGAAAUUGGCAGUAUUCCACCAUGGUCAACUCGUAUUACAUCACAGUUAAUACCACAUUAUGCCUUUGCUGUACUGUCUUCAAACGUUUGGCCUGGUGCAUAUGCUAUAGCACAAGGCAGAUUCUUUGAAAAUAUAUACAUAGGAUGGGGAUUGAAAUAUACCGGCACGAAUUUUAAUCCGUAUACAAUUCCUAAGCUAUUUGAUGAAUUCCCUUCAGGAUUAGAAAUUACAGAGGUUGAUGAUCCAACACCUGAAGAAGAAGCCGCUUGGAGGGCUGCACAAGCUGAAGCUGCUCAACGUCAAGCUGAAGAAGGUCAAGAAGAAGAGGAGGAGGAGGAAGAGGAAGAAGACGAUGGUAGUGGGGGUGAAAAGGAUGACGAUGAUGAGGAGUAGAGAAAUUACCAUUUUACAAUAGGCUGGAUUUUACUAAACACACAUGGGUGUAAAACAUUCCAAAACAUAUCAGUUUUUUAGACAUUCCAUAUGUAUGAAUUUUAUAUGCUAUAAAG